GUAUCAUCCUCGCCUGCCGCCGCACCUCUGCCUCGCCGCCGCGACUGCCGCCGCUCCUGCCGCCAUGGCUGCUGCUCGCCUGCGGCGGCGCCUCUCGCCCAGCAUGCCGGCGCCGCGCGUGACCGAGUCAUUCGUCGUGCUCGGCACGCCGCUGCCGCCGCUCGACUCGCGCCGCGCCGACCCCAACGAGGGGCGCCCGCUGUGGGAGCAGGAGGUGCGCGACGAGCAGGGCCGCCGCCGCCUGCACGGCGCCUUCACCGGCGGCUUCUCGGCGGGCUACUACAACACCGUCGGCAGCCGCGAGGGCUGGACGCCGCAGCAGUUCCGCAGCAGCCGCCGCGAUGGCGACCGUGCCGGCGCCGCCGCGCGCCCGCAGCAGACGGCCGAGGACUUCAUGGACGACGAGGACCGCGAGGCGCUGCGCGGACAGCUUGUCGUGGCGCACUCCUACGGCGGCGCAGCGGCUGCGCCGCAGGAACGUGGCGCCGCGUACGACCCGCUGCUCGGCGCACUCGGCCUGCCGCCGACGGCGACGGGCAGCGACGGCGGUCUGGCGGCUGGCAGCUCGAGCGAUGGUGUCGUAGCGGCGCGCUCGGCGUUGGGCGAGCGCCUGCUGACGCGCAUGGGCUGGACAGCCGGCUCAGGGCUGGGGCCACGCGUGUCGCCCGCACGGCACGCCGCACUGGUGCAGCUUGCGGGCCUGCCGCGGACCGCAGCGCUGCAGCUCGACGAGGGAGCACGCAUCGCUGCGGCGACACAUGGCGUGCCGCCGCCCGACAGCCGCCUCAUUGCCGCCGAUGCCUGGUCGGGCCGCCGAGGACUAGGCGCGGCACCAGCCCAGCCUGCUCUGGAGGGCCUGCGCGACGGGCCGCAGCACCUGCUUGGCAAGGGCAAGGUAGUCAUGCGCGACGACCGCGGAGGUGGCUUCGGCCUUGGUGCGCUGGAAGAGGACUCGGACGGCGAAGACGAGAUGUACGCAGCAAGAGACUCGAUCCACUCCUCCACACUCGGACAGACGCAGCCCCGGCGCUCGGUGCCUGGCGACAAGGCGCGAGCAGCCGGGCAACGGGCGCCCGACGUGCAAGCGCGCAGCGACACCGACAAUCGCUGGUCCGACGGAUCUUUCGUGCUGAAGGGCUUCCGGGUCGUAGACUCGAUGCGAGGCAGGGAGGAGCAUCUGUAUGCGCCGCCAAGCGUGCCGAAGGACUGGUCUCCCGACCCGCAGCGCGUGUGGGCCGUCGAUGCUGCAGGCGCCGCUAAGCCUGAUGCCGGCGCUGUCCAGGGCGCACCGCCGACGGAAGGUGUCGCGCCUCCGGCCGCGCCAGGUGCACUGCGACCGGACGAUCGCGCAUCGAUCUUGGGCGAAGCUCGGAUCCCUGGUCCGCCGCCGUCUAUCAUGAACUAUCUCUCUGCCAAGGACAGAGAACGGCUGCAGCGCGUCAAGGCAGAAUCAGCAGCCGGGCUUGCUGGACCUGCCGCUGUACGGCCACCGUCUCCGGAGCCGUUCGCGGCGCUCGAAGUGCCAUUCCUCGAUCGCGUCACGGCAAACGCAGCGCUGCGAGGCUACAUGCCUUUCGCCGACAAUCCUGCCAAGCAAGAGCGCUAUCGCAGCUACCUCUCGGCGCAGGCCAACCCUGCUGAAGCCCAGCCGCUCACAGCGCCGCCCGGCCAGGGCGUGGAAGCCAGCAAUGCGGAGCUGCGCGAGUUCAACAAGUCUGCCGGCAUCUUCAGGCCGAUGAGCGUGGCCAUGUCGAGCCGCUUCACCUCUUCCUCAAGCGCGCCAUCCGGUGUCCCAGCGACGGAUGCACCCAUCGUGGCUGGCGGCCUCUAUCAACCGACGCCAAAGCCUCCGACGGAGCGGGCUGAUCUACGCAAGCCCGCGCCGGAGCCCGAGGAGACGGAGAUCCUGUCCGACGCUCAGCAGGCGGCCAGAUCUGGCAUGUUCGGCGCGCUCACUCGGUCAACGAGCAGCUGGGCCCCCGAGAAGUUGCUGUGCAAGCGCUUCGGCGUGCCUCCGCCGAGCAGUACGUUGCACGACGCCUCCGCCGGCACCAGCGCGUCCAGCGGCGUCAACGCACAUUGGGAAGCCAAUCGCCACGAGCUCGAGCAGAUGGCCAAGGGUCGGGCUUGGACGAGCGGCGCGGCUGACCCUGUGGCGCCGACCGCCUUGCCGACAGCCUUCGGCGCUGCUCCAGCAAGCGCUGGCCCGACAGCACAUGCGAGCGGCAGUGGCCAAUCAGAGCCAGCCAAGGCCGCAGCGCGCUCUCUCGAGACAGUCGGCUUGGGCGAAGACGAGAACCAAGGCCGCGAGACGCUGACCUACGUGCGGCCGCCGAUCGACAUCUUCAAGGCCGUCUUUGCCUCGGACGACGAGGAGGACGGCGACGAGGCGCCAGUGCGACCGCUGGCGGCCAAAGCAGCAGCGCCGGCCGCCCCUCGAAGCGCAGCCGCGCCACAGCAGCCUGCAGUGGACAUUGCACCGCGGGCUGGGCCAGACGCAUCGGACCCGUCGAACGCCUUCCGGCCUGCCUUCGUACCACGUGCCAAGCGCACGGCCGUCGGCGCAGGGUCGGGCAGCGACGAGGACUCGAAGGCGGGCAAGCAGGGCGCGGACGCCAAGCGCGAGAAGAAGCGCAAGAAGGACAAGGACAAGCGGCCAAAGGGCAUGCUCACCUUCAGCGUCGACGACGAAUGAACGCAUGCUCGCUAAGCGUCGGGCAUGCAAGGGGGAGGCGUGAGACUAGAGAUUCAUGCGCGGCAGUGUGACUAAUGAGAGGCGGUGUGUGUGUGGUGUCGGAUGGACCCUAUGUCGUUCGAGGCGGGCGCCGCGCGCCUAUGCGAGGUAGUUGUACACGUUCAUCUGGCCCUCGGCGCGCUCG
Molecule: messenger RNA, 2879 nt
Organism: Tilletiopsis washingtonensis
Lineage: Eukaryota; Fungi; Basidiomycota; Exobasidiomycetes; Entylomatales
Product: DUF1604-domain-containing protein
Exons: 5
Coding region: 65-2695 (876 amino acids)
Biological process (GO): mRNA processing
Cellular component (GO): nucleus
Molecular function (GO): RNA binding
Source: RefSeq, a predicted model, not a curated record